AGAGUUAUAGGGCCCUGGCACUUUCCGUGCGUUCCAGAGAGUAAGCACAAAGAGGGCUCUGCAUAUGUGUGGGUGCUCUCGAGUCGUGACCAAUGUUUUUGCAAUUUUUGAUCAAAUUAAUAUACAUAACUGCCUUUUUAUUUAUUUUUUUGUGUUGACAUGGCUGAACCAAUGAUUUGUGUUGCAUGGAAUGUUCAUGCGAAUGAACUAACUACAAUAUGUAAUACUAUGUUGGAGAAUGAACUUUGUGUGGAUUGCACAAUAGUUGCUGAAGGAAAGAGUCUAAAAGCUCACAGGCUGAUUUUGUCUACAUGUAGCCCAUUCUUUCAUAUGUUGUUUAGUGAGCAAAGAGAUGAACAUCCCAUUGUCAUUAUCACAGAUACAUUAUUCUAUACACUUAAAUCCGUCAUUGAUUUUGUAUAUUGUGGGAAAACGAAGAUUCCAGCCAACCAGUUUGAAGAGUUUUGGAAACUUGCAGUCUCUCUUCAGAUUAAAGGCCUUGGUAACUCGCUCCAAAUAGAUACGAAAACUGACAUUGGCAGCAUUGGUGAAAGAAAUGUCAUGCCGAGUCCGUCCAUUGUUAAUCAUGACAUCUGUAAAAUUGGAAGCCUAUGGACAAGUGAAGAACACGACUCCACAAAUUCUUUACAGCAGCAUCCUUUACAUGUUCCAUAUGGUUACAUAGACACUGCCAAGACCGACCCUUCGGUUCUAGUUGAGGGAUGCUGUGACUUUGUUCAAUCAGGAGAAAAGAUGAUGCCUCAGCACAGUUAUAAGAGGUGUUCUGUGCAAUAUGAUCCUGAUGUAUCUAUAAACCCAGAAAUAAAUGUAAAAAUUGAACCAUUAUGUUUUGAAAGUGAAAUUUUGGAGACAAAAAACAGUGUAUUAAGUCAUCAAAGUACUCCAGUGCAUAUAGAUCCUGAGGGUCUGAUAAAUACAGAAACAAGCGUUAAAAUUGAACCAUUAUUUUCUGAAAGUGAAAUUUCAGCUACAAAACCCAGUGGGUUAGGUCAUGAGAGAAGUCCUCAGCAUCAAGAUUUUGAGGUGCUGAUAGACACAGAAAUAAGUGUGAAACAUGAACCACUGUAUUCUGAGAUUGAAUGUUUAGUGACAAGAAACAAGACUGAAUACCUGAAACAAGACAUAUCUGAAAAUAUUAAGAAGCUGGCUGAGGGAUGUGAUUCAUUGCCAUCUAAACAUUCGAUGAAAGAAAAUGAAAAAGCAGAUGGUGUAGGUAGCAAAGCAUACAUGGGACCCCAGGAUGUGGCUGAUGAUGAGACAGUUGAAAUGAAUGUGAGAACAGCAUCUCCUCUUAAACAAAACUCUAAUGUCGGC
Messenger RNA from Gryllus bimaculatus (two-spotted cricket), 1335 nucleotides. The record is from the annotation of a GenBank genome assembly. Lineage: Eukaryota; Metazoa; Arthropoda; Insecta; Orthoptera; Gryllidae.